Molecule: messenger RNA, 3250 nt
Organism: Drosophila rhopaloa
Lineage: Eukaryota; Metazoa; Arthropoda; Insecta; Diptera; Drosophilidae
Gene: Ir93a
Product: ionotropic receptor 93a
Cellular component (GO): membrane
Molecular function (GO): ligand-gated monoatomic ion channel activity
Source: RefSeq, a predicted model, not a curated record
UUUCCACUUUCUCCCCAAUCAAUUUUUCAUGGGACCUGCACACGCUCACUGCAAGUCGGUGGUUUGGUUUUUUAAUUGGGUUUUGUGUUAUCAGCGAGGUAACCUCGUUGCCUCGUGGACUUGGCUUCCUCAGUUGUCUUUUGGGAAUCCUGGCGUCAUGAGGUCAUCGGCUUGUCUUCUGCUCCUUUUUGGACUGCAGUUCUACAUCCUGGUCCCAACAGCGGCCAAUGACUUUUCCUCUUUUCUAAGCGCAAACGCCUCGCUGGCUAUUGUGGUGGAUCACGAUUAUAUGACCACGCAUGGUCAAAACAUAAUGGCCCAUUUUGAGAAAAUUCUGAGUGACAUAAUACGGGAGAAUCUGAAGAAUGGGGGCAUAAAUGUGAAAUAUUUUAGCUGGAACUCGGUGCGAUUGAAGAAGGAUUUUCUGGCCGCGAUAACGGUGACGGAUUGCGAGAAUACAUGGAAAUUUUACAAGAACACUCAAGAAACAUCAAUUCUAUUGAUCGCCAUCACAGACUCCGACUGUCCUCGAUUGCCUCUAAAUCGUGCUCUGAUGAUACCCAUCGUUGAGCAUGGUGACGAAUUUCCCCAAGUCAUUCUCGAUGCUAAGGUUCAACAGAUUCUCAACUGGAAAACAGCAGUGAUUUUUGUGGAUCAAACAAUAUUGGAUGAUAACUCGGUUCUGGUUAAAUCAAUUGUGCAUGAAAGCACCACCAAUCACAUCACUCCAAUCUCAUUGAUCCUCUACAAAAUCGACGACUCCCUGAGGGGCCAACAGAAGCGAGCUUUCCUGCGGCGUGCUCUUGCCCAAUUUGCUCCCAACAAACAUGAAGAGAAGCGCCAGCAGUUCCUAGUGGUAUCCGCCUUCCACGAGGACAUCAUAGAGAUAGCCGAGACCCUGAACAUGUUCCAUGUGGGCAACCAAUGGAUGUUCUUUGUGCUGGAUAAGGUUCGUCGAGACUUUGACGCUGCCACCGUGACCAGCAAUCUGGACGAGGGCGCCAACAUAGCCUUCGCCCUCAAUGAGACAAUGCCCGACUGCCAGGACACGCUAAACUGCACGAUCUCCGAACUAAGUCUCGCUCUGGUGACCUCCAUUUCCAAGAUGACCGUUGAGGAGGAGUCCAUUUACGGCGAAAUCUCCGAUGAGGAGUGGGAGUCCAUUCGCUUUACAAAGCAGGAGAAGCAAGCGGAGAUCCUAGAGUACAUGAAGGAUUACCUGAAAGCCAAUGCCAAGUGCUCCAGUUGCGCCAGAUGGCGUAUAGAGACGGCCAUUACCUGGGGAAAAAGUCAGGAGAAUCGCAGGUACCGCGCAACUCCCACUCGGGAUGCAAAGAACCAAAACUUCGAGUUCAUUAACAUUGGCUACUGGAGUCCAUUGCUGGGAUUCGUCUGCCAGGAACUGGCCUUCCCGCACAUCGAGCACCACUUCCGCAACAUCACCAUGGACAUUGUGACCGUCCACAAUCCACCCUGGCAAAUCCUCACCAAGAACAGCCAUGGAGUUAUAGUGAAGCACACCGGAAUUGUCAUGGAGAUCAUCAAGGAGCUGAGUCGGGCCCUGAAUUUCAGUUACUAUCUUCACGAAGCCAGCUCGUGGAAGGAUGAUACUUCACUUAGCACGACCAACAACAAUGAAAGCGAUGAGCUUUUGGGGUCGAUGACGUUUCGGAUACCCUACCGCGUGGUGGAGAUGGUGCAGAACAAUCAGUUCUUCAUCGCCGCCGUGGCAGCGACCGUGGACGAUCCCGACCAGAAGCCCUUCAACUACACCAUGCCCAUCAGUGUGCAGAAGUACUCCUUUAUCACCCGCAAGCCGGAUGAGGUGUCGCGGAUUUAUCUCUUUACAGCUCCCUUUACCAUGGAGACUUGGUUUUGCCUGGUCGGCAUCAUCCUACUCACAGCUCCCAUGCUCUACGCCAUCAAUCGCCUGGCUCCUCUAAAGGAAAUGCAAAUCAGAGGUUUGUCCACGAUUAAAAGCUGUUUUUGGUACAUAUUUGGGGCUUUGCUACAGCAGGGAGGCAUGUAUUUGCCGCGGGCCGACAGUGGCCGUCUGGUAGUGGGAUUCUGGUGGAUCGUGGUGAUCGUGCUGGUGACCACCUACUGCGGCAACCUGGUGGCCUUCCUCACGUUCCCCAAGUUCCAGCCGGGCGUGGACUACCUCCACCAGCUGGAGCGCCACAAGGCGAUCUCGCAGUACGGCCUGCGUAAUGGGACCUUCUUCGAGAGGUACGUGCAGACGACGACCCGGGAGGACUUCAAGCACUACAUGUCGCUGGCCAGGAUCUACGGGAGUGGCCAGGACGAGGACAUCGAGGCGGUGAAGCGGGGCCAGCGCAUCAACAUCGACUGGCGGAUCAACCUGCAGCUGAUCGUGCAGCAGCACUUUGAGCGAGACAAGGAGUGCCGCUUCGCUUUGGGCAAGGAGAAUUUCGUAGACGAGCAAAUCGCUCUGAUUCUGCCUUCGCAGAGUGCGUACCUGCACCUGGUGAACCGCCACAUCAACAGCAUGUUCCGCAUGGGCUUCAUCGAGCGUUGGCAUCAGAUGAACCUUCCCAGUGCGGACAAGUGCAGCGGCAAGAGCGCCCAGCGACAGGUGACCAACCACAAGGUGAACAUGGACGACAUGCAGGGAUGCUUCCUAGUCCUGCUCCUGGGCUUCUCGGGGGCCUUCUUAAUAGGCUGCUUCGAGUUCUGGUACCGCCGCUUCAGAGGAAGUCGCAAACGUCGCGAGUUUACCAACUGACCCCUUGAAAGUGUAUAAAAUAGUGGGUUUAAAUGGUUGCUACGAAAUUUGUUUGGAAACAUCAAUCUGUAAUCCACACUCUCGGCGGGAUUUAUCCAACGUUUUCUCUAUUUGGAGUUCACCUUACUCUGAAAAUAAUACUUGAAAUACUCACAAAGUCUAUUGAAGAUUCUUAACAGAUAAUACUUCCAACCAAUUUCAAUCGAACGUUUUCCUAACAAUUUAAAUCAAAUCAAAUAUAAAAUAUAACUCAAAUCUUUCUUUAAAGCACAAUAAAGCCUAUUCUGUUAUUAAAAAUGUUAAAUAGAAAAAAAUGAUUAAAAACAUAAGUAUCUUUGUUAAAAACUGGAAACUGCUAUAAAAGGCCUUUACAAUUGAUCAACAAAUUAAUAAAAAGAUAUAAAACAUUCCAUAUUUCAAGAUAAACUAACUAAUAAGAUAAGAAAAAAGAUUUUGCAAUAAUCUUUUAUACUUUUUCGUUGCCCACCUGAUAUCGAUUUGCAC